Xenopus laevis (African clawed frog) is the source of this 1776-nucleotide messenger RNA. It is a transcript of the gene rsl1d1.L, whose product is annotated as ribosomal L1 domain containing 1 L homeolog. NCBI's taxonomy places the organism in Eukaryota, Metazoa, Chordata, Amphibia, Anura, Pipidae. Gene Ontology annotation, cellular component: nucleolus. The record is from RefSeq and is a predicted model, not a curated record. The transcript is spliced from 9 exons. Bases 124 to 1452 code for a protein of 442 amino acids. Gene Ontology annotation, molecular function: RNA binding.
UCUGCUUCCAUUGGCAAAGCCUUUGUGGUUUUUUUGUUACUAAUAAAGUUUUGCUUGUUUAAAGAGAAAUGUCUGUCUUGGGCAUGCGCACUGCACUGCUGUAGCACACGUGUUAGCGGCAAGAUGGCGGAAACCGGGGGACACGAGUUGGAUAGUGCGCAGGUAAAGAAAGCAGUGCAGGCCCUUCUGGCAUAUCAGAAAAAUAAAGGCGAUGCCAAUUCUUUACUCUUGAAUGAGCACGACCGUAUAUCUAUGAUGUUAACAGUGUGGCGAAUUCCCCCACGUGAACAAGCUAUCAGAAUCCCCCUUCCUCAUGCCAUACGACCUGAAGUGUGUGAUGUUUGCCUUUUUACAAGAGAUGAGCCUAACAUGACAUCUGAACAGACUGAGAAGUUCUACAAAAAAUUACUUGCUCAGCAUGGAAUAAAACAAAUAAAUGAGGUCAUUGCUCUCAAAAGACUGAAAAAGGAAUAUAAACCUUAUGAAGCAAAGCGUCGUUUGCUGGCCAGUUUUGAUCUGUUCCUUUCUGAUGCCAGGAUCCGCCGAUUCUUGCCGUCCCUCCUGGGGAAACAUUUUUACAAAGCUAAAAGGGAACCCCAGUCUGUUAACUUGAAAUCAAAUCAUCUGGCAGCAGUGCUAAAUCGCUUUGUCCAAGGAACCCAGCUUCAUAUAAAUAACAAGGGCUGUUGCUAUUCCAUCCGUGUUGGUCACACUGACAUGAAGGUUGGUGAUAUUGUUGAGAAUGCUGUUGCUGUUGCAAAAGUCCUUGCAGAGAAACUGCCGAUGAAAUGGAAGAAUGUUAAAAUACUUCACUUAAAAACUCAGACAUCCGUGUCCCUGCCCAUCUUUAAUUCUUCUCCCGCUAAUCUUCACGAGCUCAACCUCUCAUUAAAAAAAACAAAGAAUAAAAAAGAAAAAACAAACAAGGAAAAGAAAGCUAAUAAAAAAGCCAAGUCAAAAUCACCAGACUCUGGGGUAACAUCUGAUGCAACUAUUCUGGAUGAAGGCAAAUCCUCUUCCGCAGAAAAGAGUGAGCCUGAUGAUGUGGAGGAAAAGAUUCCAAAGUUAGCCCCUAUCCAGCUGCCUACAAAGGAAGAAGAAAUAAAGACAAUCCGCACCAGCAAAAAGAGACCAUCCAAAGUGGAAGCAAAGGAAGAAAUACAUGAAAUGACCAAGAAAAAUGUUAGCUCAACACCAAAGGCUGGUGGACAGAAGCGCAAAGUCAGUACAAAAAAAGAAGUUGACGUUUUGGAAACACCAACUAAGCAGAAAAGGCUCAAAACGCCCAAAAAAAACAUAGGACAAGUGACAAAGCCUGAAAAAGAUGACAUUAAAAAGACUCCUAAAGCAGCUUUGAAGCCUAUAAUUAAACUCUCCAAGUCGGCCAAAAAGGCUCCCCAGACACCGAAACUAAAACCGAAGAAGAAAAUGAAGGUACCACAGUCUGCUUAACAAUCUCCUACAAUACUGGCUCCAUGGUUCUCCACUAAAGAAAGCGCCAUUGCUCCAGCUGUUGCCUAACUGCUUCUGUUGUGAUGGGAGAUGUGGUUCAUCUCUUAAAACAUUGAAGACUGCCUCUCUGGACCAUUAUUAAUAAACAGCUUAUUUCUGUUUUUUUUUUAUCUUUGAUAAAAUGAAUUAAUUUUAUAAAUGAAUAUAAAACAAAUGUUGUACUCUUCAUGCUGUAUUGAGAGACGCAUUUUGCGUGAAACCUGCAAUCUGACUUGUGACAACGUUUUGCCUGUAUAGUUAUAUAAAUAACUGCUAUUAAUCUUU